Molecule: messenger RNA, 2761 nt
Organism: Symsagittifera roscoffensis
Lineage: Eukaryota; Metazoa; Xenacoelomorpha; Acoela; Convolutidae
Product: fibrous sheath-interacting protein 1-like
Exons: 4
Coding region: 45-2354 (769 amino acids)
Source: RefSeq, a predicted model, not a curated record
UGAAUAUUCAAUAGAAAUAGUGACGAUUAGUUUCAGAGUGAAGCAUGGCUGGUCUGUCCUCUAGUCGUUCCAAUUGUAGCAGCAGGUCCAGUUUCAUCUACCCCAAUGUCAACUCGGGCUCUCAAUCCCCCAACCGGCUGAGCUUCGAGGCAGAUCACCCCCAAGCAUCAGCAUCCACCUACUCACUCGGGGGCACUGAUGAGGACACAGAACGCGACGGAGAUGACAGCUCAAGUAGCGAAGAUAACACUCAGGUCUCUUCGGGGGACGAGAGGUACCUGGAAACGAGGCUGUCCGACAUGGAGUUCCAGUCCACAUUCCGCUCUGGCAUGAGUGGCUCGAGGAGGAGUAACAGCCACGACACACACCGACAGCAGUUGGUUCCAAUCAUGACACAUGCUCAGAUCAGACAGGCCAUUCUAGGAAAUGGGACUGCAACAGCAGAGGAAAGAGGAGGGAAUACUGAAGAAGAACAUACUGCAUCACCUCGCAAUUCAGUCUCAUCGCAAGACCCAAAUCAGCCCUCUGGAACAGAAGUAGUGGCCGAUGAUGAACUAACCGAAGAUCAGAUCCGACUCAGACGCGAGUUCGAAAAAAUGAGACGACUCGACAAGAUCCUUCGAAAGAAGCAACGACUCGCAGAUCGUGUGAAGCGUGAUCGAAUCUCGUUUCAGCGUCACGUAGUUUCGGAGGUCGAACUAAUCGAAUCGGGAAAUGUGCUGUCGUCGGACCGAACGCCCUCGAGGGAAGAAACAGUGAAUACGAGCAAGUAUAUGGCACUUGUUAAAAACGACAUUCAGUUGAAGCCUACGCGAUUCAAAAUGUUAAAACAAGAUGGAUCGGAGGCUGAGGGGUUCGAACCGGUGUUUGCUACUCAGCCUGAUUUGGACGACGACAAAGUGCCAGGAUUUUCAGGGUCAGAAAACAAAAGAGGAAAGAAAAGUCAAGCGUCGUCAAAAUCCACUAAAUCUCCUAAAGGCGCACAGUCUCCAAGCAUGCGAUCUGAUUCACAGAGAUCUGGAUCUUCAAUUGGAGAAGCGUCAAGUACAGCUUCUACUAAAAACUCGGCCACUUCGAAAGGGUCCUCGAAAAACAGCAAGCAUAACAAGAAAUUCAUUGAGCGCAAUAAAGAGCUAGCUAGUGAUGCUGCGAAUGUUAUACCAAUGACGAACGAAGAACGUAGUCGGUUAGACGGAUUGCUGAAAGAUAUAGAUACUAUUGAUGAGGAGCUGCAUGAUUUGGAUGAAAUGAGUCCCCUGUCUCCGAUUCCGGGAAGUGUAGGCCAAUUAGCUCCGCGUGGGAGUGUGCGUCGGUAUUCCGCAAUGAGCGAAACUGAUUCGAAACUGUUGAACGAAAUUGACGAUAAGCUGAGUGGAUACUUGACAUUCGAACAGUUCAAAGAGAUAUGUUGGAACUCGGGAGUGAGUGGGACAGCCCACUCUGCAUCCAUAACUGGCUCGGCUAUCGACGACGCCAGCGAGACAAAUGAGGGGUCCAAUUUGACCACAGGUGAUGAAAAAAUACGAGAAACGAGAGAAGAUCGAAUAGCGCAAAUACGAGUGGCUCAUAUUGACGAAAAGUUGAGACGAAUGCAGCUGGAGAAAUUACAAGGCCCCGACGCUAUAGAUUACCACAGCGAAAACUCACAAAGUGUUGUUUCGCAAAGCCAGUUGAGAAGACUGUUGAAUGAACUGACUCAGCAGCACUCGAGCGAGUUGGAGCAAGGCUUAAUUUAUCCGAAGCCAAACGAAGAUCAAAUCAAGUCUUUGUUGAGCGUCUCUCGACCAUCCACGGCUUUGGAGGAGUGGACUUACAUAGGAUGCAGUACAAGCAGAACACUCGCAGUAGAGGUUGAAGAAAUCACAAAAUAUUUGGACAAAAUUGACGCUUUUGUUGAAGCUAUUGAGUACAGCCCAGAAGACGAUCCGCUCUCUGGUCUUAAUAUUGAGUCUAUUGAGGGCUCUAAUGCUACUGAAGCUACUAGGUACCAUAGAGAUGAUGAAUCAAUUUCAGUGCAAUUAGCCGGAAGAGAUAAAAGUGGUAGUCGUUCUGCAGAAAAAUUGUCUCAAGAUCUGCAAAUGUUGGAUCUGAGGACAGACAUGCUAAUGCGACGUCUGGCAAAUCUUCCAGAAUUGAAGGAGCCGCCGGAUACCCAAUGGUCGGUAACUGCUGGUCCUGGGAGUGACUUGGUAGGGAGGAGUGUGACUUUCGAAGAGAUUGAACAAAACGAGAGGUUGUACGAGUUAGACAGAGAUAUGGAACAUCUGAGAAGUAAACUGGAAGCUCUGGAGAAACUACGAGAGCAAACUCUGUCCCACGUGUCACCUUCGCAAGAAACUUCAACUGAAAAUUAAUCUAACUGAAAACUAGUUCAAGUUGACAUUAGCGGGACAUGCAGUUCUGAAGAUAACUAAAUGUCAUAAACUAGAUUAAACCAGAUAUUUUGUUAAACAAAAUCGGUUAAAUGUCAUUGAGUGAUCUUUUUGUCUAAUCAAUAAUUUUUCUAUUUGAAAAUCAUGUUUUGGGUAUAAUAUGUCUAUCUAUAAAUCAAUUGAAUUAAAUGAGAACUAAAAUGAACAUACAUGACAUACUGACUUCAUAAUUUAGCCUAUGUAAAUUAAUAAUUGAAGUUCUCCUGCUUUACAGGAUGCUCAUUGGUUGUACAGAUGACAUUGUAAGUAGUUUCUAUAAAUAGUUGUACAUAUCAAUUGCGAAUAUCAAUUAAUAUUAAUAAUAGCUUUUUGGCAAGUAAUUUGAUGAC